CCAGUCAGAGCGAGCGAGCCGGGCCGCCCCGAUCCAGGAGGGGCUGCUCUCAGAAGACGUGUCAUCCCCAAACGCAGAGACACAACCUCCCUGGCUCUACAGGACAAUUCUUCCCAGAAUGGAGAAGAUGGUGCUGGAAAUAUUGGUCAUGUUGGUCCUCGGAAUGAACAGCCCGCCCUGUGCAGGUUUCCCAGUGUAUGACUACAACGUGUCCUCCCUGCGGCAAGCCCUGGGCGCCUCCGUGGCGGAUGUGAACUCUCGGUCCCUGGGCCCCUACCUGUUCAGGGCGUUCCGGAGCUCCUUAAAAAGAGUCAACGUGCUGGAUGAGAACAGCUUGAGCAUGGACAUAGAGUUCAGCAUCCGUGAGACGACCUGCCGGAGGGGCUCUGGAGAAGACCCCGCUACCUGUGACUUCCAAAGAGGCUACUUCGUGCCCACAGCCGCCUGCCGGAGCACCGUGCGGAUGUCCGACGGGCAGGUGCAGGCCGUGUGGGUGCGCUGCCGCUGGGCCUCCAGCUCCGAGUCGGACAGCAGCGAGGAGAUGGGUUUUAGGUACAUACUGGGAUCUCCUCAAGGGAGAAACAGUGAUCUAUUUGGUCUCGCUCCUGACGGGCGCAGAAGUGAGCAGUUUUAUGGACGGUCACUUGAGGUCAUGAGAAGGGUCUUUCCUCCUGGAAACCAAUGGUCCCCGAGACUGUGGCACAGAGCAAGAGUUGACAUGGGCUUUGAGUAGCAGCCUCGAGGCCGCAUCUCUUGCCCUGCUCCGUCUGAGAUCCAGGCCCACUAGAUGCCGUUGCUAUGGAUACCCCGCGAGCGAAGGAAACUCAACCAGCCUCCUCUCCCGCUCCCUUUCUCAAUGGAAGACAUCGCCAGCCACCUAAUCUUCACAAGGGCAAAAUUGUGGAGCGUCCUCGACUCUUCCUUAGCCUCUGUCUUCUCCCAACAUGGGUCCAUUAUUGAUUUUGUCCACAUUUUUUCUCUGGCAUUGGCCCAGGCCCUGGUCCCAUGGUGUCCACCUUGUACACUAUCUGGAAACACAGAGACUGGUCCUUCUCCACGUACACCCCCUCCUGCUUGCUUCACUUACAGGACACAGCAGAGGUGUGCAAAAGUCAGGCCCUGAGCUGAGAGGAAGGGUGGGGAGCUGGCGUCUGAGCCCCACUUUUCCACACCCACUUCAAGCAUCAAGUCUCAUGGGUUUAUGAAUUCCCAGUGGCUGGGGAUUGGAGCAACAGCAGGUAUAUAUUUGUGAAUCCAUUUGGUAAAGGGACAUCAUCAAGGAUGCACUUAAUGGGACUCCUGGGUGCAGUAAUAGGGAUCGAUUUGGUGCAUGUUCGCUGUUGGGUACACACGUGCAAGUUAAUAACAAAGCUUGGGCCUUCAAGAGUUUACAGUUUACACAGCGCUGGGUGCCUUCAGGAUAAAGUCCGAGCUCCCUAGUCUGGCCCAUGUAUCCUCGGUGGCCAGGCCCCGCCCACGGCUCCAGCCUCACCCCAGGGCACGGCCGGUCUCCUCUGCC
Messenger RNA from Pteronotus mesoamericanus, 1519 nucleotides. It is a transcript of the gene SPP2, whose product is annotated as secreted phosphoprotein 2. Lineage: Eukaryota; Metazoa; Chordata; Mammalia; Chiroptera; Mormoopidae. Bases 119 to 733 code for a protein of 204 amino acids. The transcript has 8 exons. Gene Ontology annotation, cellular component: extracellular region. The record is from RefSeq and is a predicted model, not a curated record. Gene Ontology annotation, biological process: bone remodeling.